This is a messenger RNA of Desarmillaria tabescens, 762 nucleotides long. Its product is annotated as ankyrin repeat-containing domain protein. The transcript has a single exon. The record is from RefSeq and is a predicted model, not a curated record. Gene Ontology annotation, molecular function: protein binding. Lineage: Eukaryota; Fungi; Basidiomycota; Agaricomycetes; Agaricales; Physalacriaceae. The annotation marks the transcript as partial.
CAUUAUGGCCUGGCACAUGUCAUGAAGAUGCUGGUCGAUGAAGGGGUUGACUUGCAGGAGGAAAACACGUUGUGUAUAGCAGCGCGCGCAGGGCAGCUUGAUAUAGUAAACAUGUUACUGUCACGAGACGACGUGGAUGUGAACCAAGCUGACAAGGUCACAUAUCUUGAUUUCCAUCGCCAUUAUGGGUCCUUUAAUCCGAUCUCAUACCAACUCGCGAUGUAUGGAAACCCCGAAACUCGGGCUAUUUCCUGCACACCUCUCAUUGCCGCAGCAUCGAAUGGUCACGAAGAAAUCGUCAAAGCACUUCUAGAGUCUAAAGACAUGAAAUCAUUGAACAUGCUACCUCCUUCUGGACCCACAGCACUAUCAGCCGCCGUAUUGGGUAAUCACAUUGAAGUGGUGAAGCUCUUGUUGUCGCAGCCUGGCAUCGAUACCUCCAUCCGAUUUAAAUACCAGACCCCCCUUAUACUUGCUACAAGAAAAGGUCGAGGUGACAUUGUGAAGAUCUUCUUGGAGCGGGAAGAUGAUGAUCCUAAUACUCCAGGGGACAAUGGGUUUACGGCUUUACAUACUGCUGCUCUCUCUGGUCAGUAUGGUGUCGUCGAGAUGCUCUUGAAGUCGGGUCGAAUGGAUGUGAAUAGGACCGAUAGCAAGGGAAGGACCGCUCUUUACCUUGCUGCCUAUUUGGGCAACGCGCACAUUGUCAAACGUUUACUGGAUCACACAGGUAUUGACAUCAUGGUGAAGGACAGCGAUGGC